Messenger RNA from Dioscorea cayenensis subsp. rotundata (Guinea yam), 1423 nucleotides. Its product is annotated as nudix hydrolase 19, chloroplastic. Gene Ontology annotation, biological process: NADP+ catabolic process; NAD+ catabolic process. Gene Ontology annotation, molecular function: NADH pyrophosphatase activity; metal ion binding. Gene Ontology annotation, cellular component: cytosol. Bases 106 to 1269 code for a protein of 387 amino acids. NCBI's taxonomy places the organism in Eukaryota, Viridiplantae, Streptophyta, Magnoliopsida, Dioscoreales, Dioscoreaceae. The transcript has 6 exons. The record is from RefSeq and is a predicted model, not a curated record.
UGUGAUUUUGCGGAUCUUGAUGAGUAAUUGAACGGUCUGAUUCCCGUCUUCUUCUCGGAGGAGAGAAGCUCUUUGGAUCAUUGCGCACUAGUUUCUCACAACGCCAUGGCUAUCCUGCUCCAAGCUCACGCCUUUGCCGGCAAUCCUACGAGAUCCAAUCGCCCUCAAUCCAUGUCUCCGAGCUCUGCCCAUGAAUCGCUGAAAUCCCUUCUCGCUGGUCCUCCUUCUGAUGUCUCUAAUCUGAAUUUCAAGGUGCUUGUCUUCAAAAAUGGCAAGCCUUUGGCGACCUCCUUGGAUCAAAGUUCGGAUUCCCCUCCAAAGUGGCGUCUUGGAUGGAGUCCGCCGUCUAACUUCAAGGAUUUGUCUGCGGACUCAUUUGUUUAUCUUGGGGAGGAAUCGGAGACAGUUUAUUGGGCAAUCGAUGCCUCAAAUGAUGAGGAUAAGGUUUCCAAGUGUGCUGGUGGCGAUGGGUUUUGCUUCGUUGAGCUGAGGACUCUGAUGGUGGCCACUGAUUGGGCCGACGCAGGCUCCAUGGGUGAGCUCGCCAUUGCCGGCCAUGCAAGGGGUUUGCUAGAGUGGCAUAACACAACCCGUUUUUGUGGAUAUUGUGGAUCCAGCACUAUUCCUAUCGAUGCAGGAAGACGGAAGCAGUGCACGAAAGAGACUUGCAAGAAGAGAGUCUAUCCUCGAGUCGAUCCGGUGGUCAUUAUGCUAGUAAUUGACAGAGAAAAUGAUCGUGCACUCCUUAGCCGACAAUUCAGAUUCGUACCACGAAUGUGGAGUUGCCUUGCUGGUUUUGUAGAGCCAGGGGAAAGCUUAGAAGAGGCUGUUCGAAGAGAAACUUGGGAGGAAACUGGUAUUGAAGUCGGUGAAGUUGUCUAUCAUAGUUCUCAACCAUGGCCCGUUGGACCUAGUAGCAUGCCGUGCCAGCUGAUGGUCGGGUUUCAUGCAUAUGCGAAAUCAUUUGAUGUUCAUGUUGAUAAAAAUGAGCUUGAAGAUGCACAAUGGCACAGUAGAGAAGAUGUGAAGAAAGCACUGAACUUUGCCGAAUACGAGAAAGCUCAGAGAACAGCAGCCAUCAAAGUGAAUCAAAUGUGCAAAGGUGUUGAGAGGACAAAGAGCUUCUCUUCUGACUUCAAUGUCGAGAGUGGCGAACUAGCUCCGAUGUUCAUUCCCGGUCCGUUUGCCAUUGCUCAUCAUCUGAUCUCCUCCUGGGUUUAUCAAGGGGAUGACAAGCCAGAGAAACACCAGAAUUUCUCUAACUUAUGACUGAUGAUCAGUCAUUCAUAGUCCAUUGUCUAUACAGUGUUGAACUUCCAUGAAUUUAUAUAUAGUUUUGGUGAAUUCUUGCCUUGAAACAAUACUUUGCAAGUGUAUCAAUCUUCAUUUAUUGUCUAAAUAAAGAUGUGAGUUAUUGUUGGAA